GCCCGGCUUAUGUACAUAUAAAUACAAAUUAUCCAUAUCUACUUGGAUAAUUACUUAACUCACGUCAAGUCACUUUGAAUUAUCACGUUAAAUAGUUAUCAUUGAUGACCUAGAGUUAGACUUAUUUGGGUGAUAAUUUUAUAGACAAUUGAAAAAUUGAGGGUUGUCUAUUUGUUUCCAUCAACUCUACCCCCACUACUCCAAUCUUUUAACCAGUUAUUAAUUCCUAUGUAUAGUUACAUAUAGUUCAUUUUUCAUUGGCUGCAUCUGUUUAAUCACGUGGUUAUUUAUCUACCAGUAAUACUUGAGUUUGCCACGUCUUGCCAUGAUGGAAAGCGACCUUAACAUUAACCAACUCUAUCAUCACAACAAAUACCACCGCCAGUAGUUAUAACAAAGUUGGUUAAAUCAACUUUGUAAAAGUGUUUUGUGAUAUUUGUCAUCAUCUGCUAUUUCACUAGAUCUAUAUGGUUUAAUUUGUAUAAAUAUAAGCAAUUAUAUAUAUUUUGAGGUUAGAGUCUCUAGGUGAUAUUUUAACAAUGACUUUUCGCCGUUUAUCACAUUUAAAAAUAGUUUCACGGUGUAUUUUAACAAUAUCAAUAGUAUUUAGUUAUGCAAUAUCACUAUCAGUAGGUGAAAAUGCACCUGUUGAAAUUGAAAAACCGGAGAUUGUCAUAACUUCGACGAAACAUGAAGAGUCAACGGGAUCAGUUCCUGUUCAAGGAAGUUUGGGAUUUCUUCAUGCUUUCAUCGCAGCACUCUCUGUGAUCGUUGUCUCAGAACUUGGUGAUAAAACCUUUUUCAUAGCUGCAAUUAUGGCUAUGAGACCACCUCGAUUGACUGUUUUCAUUGGUGCAAUUAGUGCGUUAGCCCUCAUGACAAUACUUUCCGUGUUCUUUGGAUAUGUCGCUACUAUCAUUUCCAGAGUUUAUACGUAUUAUAUAUCGACGGCUUUAUUCGCUUUGUUUGGAUUAAAGAUGUUGAAGGAUGGGUAUUAUAUGUCCUCUACGGAGGGUCAGGAGGAACUGGAGGAAGUGCAGUCGGAUUUGAGAAGGCCAGAAGAUGAGCUACAAAGGGAGGUGGGGGCUGCAGUAGUGACCCAAGAUCCUGAAACCGGUGUGAUACGAAAAAAUCCCAAGACAACUGCCUUCAUGUUGCUGUCACGAAUAUUUUUCCAAGCAUUCACCCUGACAUUUCUCGCUGAAUGGGGUGAUUGAUGACAACUGACGACGAUUAUUCUUGCUGCACGAGAGGAUAUUUAUGGAGUUAUUGUCGGUGGCAUUUUUGGCUACUCAUUCUGCACUGGCCUUGCAGUCCUCGGCGGCCGCAUGAUUACUCAAAGGAUAUCUGUCCGAACGGUUACGAUCAUCGGUGGGAUUGUUUUCCUAGCUUUUCCUAUCACGGCACGCUUUAUGGAGCCUACAGAAAGUGUGUAAAUAAUAUUUUUUUAAGUGAGAAAAAAAACCGCCAUGCUACGAGCCGAGCGGUACUCUGUUAUUGCUAAUUCUAUCAGUCUGUAUAGGUAUUCUUCCAGCUUACUAUUGUAUAUUAUUAACUACUCCAUAGUAUUUGCGAGUUAUUCAACAGUAUGGUCAAAUACUUAGCAACGAUUUUUACAUUUUUUUUUAUUCAGAAUGAUUGUAUUUAGUUUCUUGAAGAUAAUGCCUUGUGAACUGUCAGCGAUAAUAGCAGUAUUCUGACAACUUAAUGUUACGUGAAUUAGAAUACGAUAUUUGAAGACAUAUGAAAAGAUUAAUUGCGGCGUAAUCUUACAUCUAUAAUUAUUUAAAGCUAUGAUUGUUUGAAUUUCAUCAAACAUUUUUCUUUUGUGAAAGGACUAUUCAAAACAUCCAUGUCAAGUCAUUGUAAAUGAUGAAAGUCAAAUCUACGCUGAAAUAAGUGUUGUUAUUUGCUAAUUUUGAUUUUUUCAGUUUUCGUUAAUCUUCCGUUGGCAAAUGUUAUUAAUUGUCGGUGGGUGUAGCAUUAUUCACCUUCAGAGGACUUCCACGCACCAGAGUCUCCUGAUCGGCUCACUUCAACGCUUCUCCUAAUAAUUUGAAAUAUAAAUUAAUUAUGGAGGUUUUAUAUGUCAAAAAUUAAUAUUCCUAAUAUUUAUUUUUUCUUAUUUUAUUUAUUGAAUUUAUUGAUUGACUCUAUUGAACCGAAUAAGACAGUAACGUAAUUUCAAAUUAUCCGCCAAGGAAAAAGUCCCUAGCCGUGCGAAGGGUGGGGAAAGCGCUAGUGAGUUUCAUGCGCAGCUUCCUCGCGCAGCUACUGUUGCUAGGCGGGCGCGCGCGCGCACAGGCCUGACUGGGCUACGUGGCGUCAGUAUGCCCUGAGAUGGCGGCUGUACGUGGAUGUCUGUCCCGUUGUAUCGUGUAUUUCGUCUAAUUUUAUUAAUAAAAUGCGGAAUUUAGUUUAUUAAAGUGUUUAAUUAGAGGGAAAUAGUUUCGGGGCGUGUAAUUAAUAUAGUGAAUAUUGUUUUUGAAAGUUUAAUAGUAAAUAGUGAAGGGAUUUGUGGGAAGUGAGCAUGAGGACGCUUGGGCGUGGCUCGUUGGUGAUGAGGCCUAAUUUGCUAAAUAAUUGGCCAAAUUGUUGCUAAAAAAACUGGUACAUUGGGUGUAAAUGGAUUGGCCCAGGAAAGUGUGUGCAUUGAAUGACAUUUUUUAAAAUAAUAAAAUGCUCAAUGGAGUGAAAAACGAGUAGCGUCUCCACAGAGCUGUGAGACGAAGGGAUGGUGCGGCGAGGGGGGGCAGCCGUUCGUGUUUGUUGGCGGCAUGGUGAUGACGCCUAAUUUAUUAAAUAAAUAGUGAAAUAUUGAUAAAAAAAGUGGUACAUUGGGUGUAAAUGGAUUGGCCCAGGAAAGUUUGUGCAUAGAAUGACAUUUUUUAAAAUAAUAAAAUGCUAAAUGGACAGUUGAGAAAUGGGGAGCGUCUCCAGAGAGCUGGGUGACGAAGGGAUGGUGCGGCGAGGGGAGGCAGUCGUACGUACGUGUCCGUGCUUGUGAGAUGAGGCCUAAUUAUGCCGGAAAUUUUCAUUAAAAAACUAUUAAAUUGGGUGUGAAUGCAUUGGCCCAGAAAAGUGUGUGAAUUUAGUGACAAUUUUGAAAAAUAAUUGAACAGUUAAUGGACGAAUGAAAAAUAAGGAGUGUCUCUACAGACUUGGGUGGCAAAUGAUGGUGCGGCGAGGCGGGGCAGCCGUGCGUGUUGGUGCUUGUCGGCGGCUUGGUGAUGACGCGUAACCUGUUAAAUAAAAUAAUUGGACAAAUUGUUGGUUAAAAAAAAAGUGGUAAAUUGCGUGUAAAUGCAUUGGGCCGGAAAGGUAUGUUUAUUGAGUGACAUUUUUAAAAUAAUAAAAUGGAAAAUGGACGAAUGAAAAAUACGUAGCGUAUCUACAGACUUGAGUGGCAAAGGGUUGGGGGGGGGGGAGUUGUGCGCGUUGGUGGUUGUUGGUGCGUCGGUGAAAAGGUGUAAUUUGUUUAAAAAUGGUUAAAAUUUUAAUUUAAAAAAUAAUGAGUCGGGUUGUAAAUACAGUGGCCUAAAAAAGUGUGUGCAUUUUAUUUAAAUUGUGGCAUAAUUAAAUGGUUAAUUGGGUAGUGAUAAAUAAGGUGGUAUAUUCAGUGAGCAGUGCGGUGAAGGGAUGGGGGGGGGCGAUCGCCACCGAUACGGGCGGGCAGCCAGUGGUGUGUGACAUUUGUAGAAAAAAAAAAUGAGUGCAGUGAUGUGGGGAUAGUGUUUUUUUUUUUUUUUUUUUUUUUAAAUGUGAAGUGAGCUGUGGAAAAGGAGGAAUGCUGAGACAGCAUUCAACAGCAGGCGACAGUUUGCAGUUUGCAGUUUGCAGUUGGUAUCUCGGUGAAGUGAGCUGUGGAAAAGGAGGAAUGCUGAGACAGCAUUCAACAGCAGGCGACAGUUUGCAGUUUGCAGUUGGUAUCUCGGUGAGUCAAAAAUUAAAGAAUUUUUAUUUAAUGUUAAGCAAUUGUGAUAAAUUUUGAAUUAUUUGUCACAAAUGUUUAACGAUGCUCAUGAUGAGCUUCUAGUGGAUAAGAGGUACGUUUAUGAGUUGUGAGAAAUUAAAAUUAAUUAAUUAAUAAAGUGAAGCUAGCCAGAGUCGGGGUUUAUUAAUUAAUUAGAGAAUUAGCUCUUAAUUGGGUUUUAUAUAAUUUUUUUGUGUCGUCAGUAAAAAUAAAAUGGUGAAAAAGCUUGGUUGAAAAAUCAAUUUUUGUAAUUUGUUUUUUUUUUUUUUUUUAA
Molecule: messenger RNA, 4247 nt
Organism: Diachasmimorpha longicaudata
Lineage: Eukaryota; Metazoa; Arthropoda; Insecta; Hymenoptera; Braconidae
Product: putative divalent cation/proton antiporter TMEM165
Exons: 7
Biological process (GO): Golgi calcium ion homeostasis; calcium ion transmembrane transport; manganese ion transmembrane transport
Cellular component (GO): Golgi apparatus
Molecular function (GO): calcium ion transmembrane transporter activity; manganese ion transmembrane transporter activity
Source: RefSeq, a predicted model, not a curated record